AACGAAACUGGAAUCGUAAUGCUUGGCGCUGUUGCGACUCGCCCGCGUGAAAGCGCAAUUCCAUCUCAAAUCUCAAAGACAGCCCUCUCUGUAUGUUUGAUUGAUUAUCAUGUUCGGAGCAUCUGUCAUUUUUUUCCCACCCAUUAACCACAGCCACAACUACAAAUCAUCCACCACUUAGCGACGCAUUUUGCUCGACAGCCACAACCGACUUCAAAGCGCAUGCUACCUUUUUUCUUUCUCGCCAGGACGGUAGCGUACUCACACGCUGCGAAGCCGACGUAGCCAGCCCGUCCCUCGUCGGCCGCAGUCAUGACUUUCGAUAUCGCCGGCAACCUCCUGGAGCUCACCAGGCGCGCUGCCGAGGAACCCGAACCUGGAGAGGAUACAUCUAAAAAGGAAACAUACUCAUCAUGGGCGCUUUUCAUCCUCAUCGUGCUGCUGAUCGCUGCGUUCUUUGCGAGCUACUUUCUCUCGCUGAAGAAGGUGACAGCAGUACAUGAAACUGUCGUCUCCAUAUUUGCCGGAAUGGCAGUUGGCCUUGCCCUGCGAGUGUUUGCCGUCGAUGGACUCCAGGACCUCGUCAGCUUCGAUUACCAAAUCUUCUUCAACCUCCUCCUUCCACCCAUCAUCCUCUCGUCCGGCUACGAGUUACAUCAGGCCAACUUCUUCCGGCACAUCGGAACAAUUCUCACGUUCGCAUUUGCUGGCACGUUCCUGUCUGCAGUAGUCAUCGGUGUUAUACUAUGGCUUUACACUCGCGUACCCCUCGAGGGGCUCACCAUGAACUGGAUCGAUGCCAUAUCUGUUGGCGCAACUUUGUCAGCUACCGAUCCUGUCACCAUCAUAGCCAUCUUCAACUCGUACAAGGUGGACCCGAAGCUGUAUACCAUCAUCUUUGGAGAGGCCAUCCUCAAUGACGCUGUGGCCAUUGUCAUCUUCGAGUCGGCGCAAAAGUCCGCCAGGGGCUUGACCAAAGGCAGCGCUGCUGGCAUCUCUACCUUCUUCUGGGGUUUCUGGAUUUUCUUGAGGGACUUCUUCGGCAGCUUGUUCAUCGGGGCGCUUCUUGGCAUCCUCACCGCGCUCAUGCUCAAGUACACGUACCUCAGGAGGUUUCCCAAGCUGGAGAGCUGCUUGAUUGUGCUUAUUGCUUACGCCACGUACUACUUUUCCCAGGCCAUACACAUGUCUGGAAUUGUGUCACUGUUGUUCUGCGGAAUCACACUCAAACACUAUGCAUACUUCAACAUGUCGCGAAGAACUCAGCUUACGACCAAGUACAUGUUCCAGGUCCUCGCACAACUGUCUGAGAACUUUAUCUUUAUUUACCUGGGUGUUUCCCUCUUUACGGACAAGGAUCUCCAGUUCCAGCCCCUCCUCAUCAUUGUCACUGUCAUGGCGGUGUGCGCAGCUCGCUGGGUUGCCGUAUUCCCACUCUCGUGGGCCAUCAACUGGUUCCACAAGUACCGGGCAGAAAGACGUGGCAUCAAGAACGUGCCCGAGGAGCUGCCGUACAAGUACCAAGGCAUGCUGUUCUGGGCAGGGUUGCGUGGAGCGGUCGGUGUUGCCCUGGCCGCGUUGUUGACGGCCAAGGACCACCGUGCAUUCAAGGCGACCGUUCUGGUUGUGGUGGUGCUCACUGUCAUCAUAUUUGGUGGCACUACGGUCAACGUGCUUGAAAUCCUCGAGAUCCGCACGGGAGUGACGGAUGAGAUCGAUUCUGACGAUGAAUUCGACAUCGAGGCAGUUGGGGGCUACUACAAGCGAUCGGGUAACGGAAUAGGUUAUAGCCCGGCCGGGCGCAAUGGUGUUGUGCCCCUGGACACACGUCCAGGUCGGAGACGUGACAGUAAUGGCGCCGUCGGUGGAAGAGACGCGAGCGGCUGGAGCUCAGGACAUAGAUCUCCCUUGAGUGCGGCAAGGCCUGGCAGUCUCGUCCGUACAGGGUCAACACGCGAAGAAGCGGAAAGACUGGACCUCCUUGGCAACCCGGGCGGCUCGACAGACUCGGAUGACUUUGGGAGCGACAUUGACACGUCGGACCUGCCGCCACCAGCCCCUAGGAGACGAUCCAGCCCAAUGCCGCCUACGGGCGACGAAGAGGCAGCUGGUUUGCCAGCGGGGGGGAGCAGGACAAGGUCGAACACAGAGACGGGUGGCUUGUCGGCCACGGCCGCGAUCCGCCAGCUGUUCAGCACCGAGGACCCAACAGCCCUGUUCAGGCAGCUGGACGAGGACUACAUCAAACCGAAGCUACUGCUCGAUGGCGGUGCCGGCCGUGGGAACGGUGGUGGCGCUGGCGGAUCGAGUUAGGGCUUUCUUUUGUAUAAUUUCGGGUACAUAUUUUAUAGACACUCAAACGCAUGGCAUGAACUAUCAGUAUGGAGCACUAGUCGAAAUAAUUUCUAUGCAGCAGUGGCAGGGUGACGGCCUCAGAAACUUUUGACUAUGUACAGAAGAAAGUCAAGACACUGUAGAUGUGCCUCAUUUAUUCGGACAAGUCGAUCCCAUGCACAUUUCUUU
Pyricularia oryzae 70-15 is the source of this 2523-nucleotide messenger RNA. RefSeq names its product sodium/hydrogen exchanger 3. Lineage: Eukaryota; Fungi; Ascomycota; Sordariomycetes; Magnaporthales; Pyriculariaceae. The transcript has 4 exons. Bases 313 to 2313 code for a protein of 666 amino acids. The record is from RefSeq and is a predicted model, not a curated record. Gene Ontology annotation, molecular function: sodium:proton antiporter activity. Gene Ontology annotation, biological process: sodium ion transport; proton transmembrane transport; vacuolar acidification. Gene Ontology annotation, cellular component: fungal-type vacuole membrane; early endosome; late endosome.